Daldinia loculata is the source of this 4921-nucleotide messenger RNA. Its product is annotated as DNA/RNA polymerase. Lineage: Eukaryota; Fungi; Ascomycota; Sordariomycetes; Xylariales; Hypoxylaceae. Gene Ontology annotation, molecular function: DNA-directed RNA polymerase activity; mitochondrial promoter sequence-specific DNA binding. The coding region runs from base 301 to 4575 and encodes 1424 amino acids. Gene Ontology annotation, biological process: mitochondrial transcription. Gene Ontology annotation, cellular component: mitochondrial DNA-directed RNA polymerase complex. The transcript has 2 exons. The record is from RefSeq and is a predicted model, not a curated record.
AAAAAAAAAACCGUUCGCAAUGGCAAAAAUUUCGGAGCUGGAUCUUGGUGAAAAAGCUCGCCUCCCAAAUACUUAAUCAUCUUGUUCAAAUUCGACCUCGAGUCGAGUCUUUCUUCCUACAUAGGCUGGGUUCGUGCAUAUAGGAUCGCCUCGUCGGUUUUACCUAUUCCUUCAGACUUCAUGUUAUAACAAUUGUUCAGCAAAAUUCUCGGCAGCUUUUAAAAGAGCCUGUUGGGAAUAGCUUUUCUUUUUCCCCUCCUCCAAAAUACCCAUACCCAUACCCAUACCCAAGCCGUCGCGAUGCUUGUGCGACCUCUUCCGGCUCGACAGAGCCUUCCCUUACCUCGACUCAGUGCAGUGAGGCGACAACAAUUAGUUGCCAGACACCCGCCCCUCUAUUCCUUUUAUGCGUCGAGUCGUAGACUUUUAACUACCCGAGUCGAAUUGUUACCGAGGAGGAGGAAGAGCUCGCAGGACACUCGUGGGUCAAUCUUCCAGAGGUCUUUGGCUACGGCUAUAAACGACCCUAUACAAGAAAAUGAAAUUCGUUACGACCAUCUCCCUAAAAAUUACAUGUAUCCACUAUCUCCUCCUCGUCUAUACGAUAUACGACCCUUCGACCCUUCUUCGCCAUUGCUCGUCAAACCCACAGAGGAACACUUUCCUCGCUCCAGGAUUAAUAAUCAUGGCAUACCUGGUGGUGUCGACGAGAUGAUUUCAGUUUUUGAUGCGUGCUUACAGGUCGGAAAGCUAGAUAGAGCGGCUCUUGUCAUUACUCGCCUUAGUGACAGCGGCGCCCUACAUGGUUCUUCCCUGACUGAGCUUCACAACCAAUACCUUCGCGCAGCCAUUGACAAAGCUUUUGAACAACCAGACUCUGAAUGGGCUCAGUCUUUACAUAAAUGGUACGAGUUAAAUAUUAGAGGUAAAAAUAUUCCUCAAACACCCGAGACCGUCGCUUGCAUGUUGAAGAUUUCGCUCUUAUCGACCCAAGGGCCACGACUGGAACGGCUUGUGGCCCGGUACAUGGAUCUGAUGCCUGGAGAUGCUAUAUAUCAAGUCUUAUCGGAAGAGGAUAUUUUGACCCAGCAAGACGUCGGCAUCAUAGCCAGCAUUUAUCAGCCCGCUUCUGAUCUCUUGGAAGAGUGGGGGCCUUCGCUACAAGACGAGGAAUCACAGUCGUUAGACACGGAAGUUAGCUCAGCUGAACCGGUAAACCUUUCUGAGAUGAAAGCAGAGAUUAAUGAUACGCCCGAAGUUUUAGCCGUACCUCAGAAAGGAUUAGGCCUCAAAUCACUACGCGGCGUCUUGUCUUUCUUUUCCAAGGUUGAGGGACGGGAUCUUUCGAAGCUGACAUACGCAGAGCGCCGGGAAAUUCAGGCUCGGCUAGAGCAUGAUUGUGUUGAUUCUGCUAUCAACCGAUGGAGAGAAGAAAACCAGACUCUCAUGAAAAUGGGCUUGAACACAUCGUUGUCUACGAGCGCCUUGAAUUCCCAGCUAUAUGAAUGGCAAUGUGCUCUAGAAAGCAGGCUAGAAGAGGAAUUUUCGCUAUUUGAAGAGUCAGAAACCCGUGAAAGAAAGAACGACGCGGAUCGGGAUCGCUGCUUAUAUGCCCCGUUCCUAAGGCAAUCAACACCGACGAGGCUGGCCGCAGUCACAAUUAUAAGCGUCUUAAAUGCCAUGUCAUCUGUAGGUGUCGACGGGGGUAUUCAGCUAUCUACUUUGCUCAGCCAUGUCUCCAAGGCGGUAGAGGAGGAUAUUAGACAUAUAAUACAGCAGAAACGCGUAGAGGAAGCUAAGCGUAAAGACAAAGUCCGGAAUAGCAGACUAAAACUGAAACAAAAGAGUGCAAUAAGCUCAUCGACAGCUCAGCCACCGACCGAGACGUUCGACACGGCCGACACGGCCGACACAUCCUAUUCUAAGACGGAAUCUAACGUCGUGGAGCCGCCUUCCUUCGAGGUUAAGUCGUGGCCUAUUUUAAUUAAAACUAAGGUCGGCGUUGCUCUACUAUCUGCUUUGAUAGAUACCGCAAAAAUGAAUGUGGUCCGGGAGCACCCCGAAACCAAGACUCUCGUUAGUCAACGGCAACCCGCUAUGGCUCAUACUACGAUAAACAGAAAAGGAAAGAAGAUUGGGCUAGUCAUGCCGAACAAAUUCUUGGUUGAAAUUAUGAAGCGAGAGCCUCCUGCGGAUUUCCUUGCUAGGCACCUACCCAUGCUUGUUGAGCCGGAACCCUGGACGAAAUUCGACAAAGGGGGCUUCAUUGAGUAUCCCGCCCAGCUUGUACGAAUCAAGAACGGCGAGAAGGACCAAAGGGUGUAUGCCGAAGCAGCCGUGCAGAGGGGAGACAUGGAGCAGGUCAGCAAAGGUUUGGAUGUUCUUGGUCGAACAGGAUGGCGAAUUAACAGACCCGUCUUCGAUGUAAUGCUUGAAGCGUGGAACAGUGGCGAGCCGAUAGCGAACAUUCCUCCAUUGGAUCCCCAAAUUCCCGUACCCCCAGAACCAGAAGCAUCUGAUGAUCCUCUGCAGCGGCGGGAAUGGCUGAACGCCGUGAAGGCUGUAGAGAACGAAAAGUCAGGUCUACACUCCGAGCGUUGUUUCAUGAAUUUCCAACUUGAAAUUGCCAAGGCUUUCAAAGACCAGACCUUUUAUUUCCCGCAUAACAUGGACUUCCGGGGUCGAGCUUAUCCGAUCCCAACUUAUCUCAACCAUAUGGGCGCAGACCAUGUUCGAGGCUUGCUUCGUUUUGCCAAGGGGAAGGAGCUUGGCGAGAAUGGGUUGCGAUGGCUUAAGAUUCACCUGGCAAAUGUUUUUGGCUACGAUAAGGCGAGCUUGAAGGAACGAGAAGCGUUCGUGACGGAUCACCUUGCCGACAUAUACGAUUCUGUCGCCAAUCCUCUAACAGGGAACCGGUGGUGGCUCCAGGCCGAGGAUGCAUGGCAAUGCCUGGCGACUUCUUUCGAGCUGAAGGCAGCUCUCGAGUCUCCCGAUCCCACUAAAUUCGUGUCUCACCUCCCAGUUCACCAAGACGGGACAUGCAACGGACUGCAGCAUUAUGCGGCUCUCGGUGGUGAUAUUUGGGGUGCCCAACAAGUGAACCUGGAACCCGGAGAGCGCCCCGCAGAUGUGUAUUCUGCAGUAGCCGACCUAGUAAAGGAAGGAAUCGCGAAGGAUUUAGAAGAGUCUGACAAUAUCAUCGCGAAGGCGGUUGAUGGCAAAAUAACAAGAAAAGUGGUGAAGCAAACUGUCAUGACCAAUGUGUACGGCGUUACCUUCAUUGGCGCCAAAGCCCAAGUACAAAAACAACUCGAUGCGGCUUAUCCCAAUAUCCGACAAGAAACAGGCAUACCGGUAGCUAUUCUCGCUUCUUACGUCGCUACGAAAGUGUUUAAGGCUCUGUCUACUAUGUUUCGCGGAGCUCAUGAUAUUCAAUACUGGCUCGGAGAGUGUGCCGGCCGAGUCUGCCGUGCGCUUACCCCAGAGCAGAUGGAUCAAAUUGCCAAUGGAGAAGCGCCAGCGCCUAAGACAACAGGUAGGGCGAGUACAUCAAAGCCAAAGACCACUACCGAUGAGGUUCUCAGUCAAUUCAGAUCGACAGUCGUCUGGACGACCCCCCUCCGCAUGCCUAUUGUCCAACCAUACCGCAAAAAUGGAACUCGUGUGAUCAAUACCUCGAUGCAGGAUCUUACCCUGCAGGUUCCCGAGCGUUCGGAUCCCGUCAAUCGACGGAAGCAAUUGCAGGCUUUCCCCCCCAACUUCAUCCAUUCUUUGGAUGCUAGCCACAUGCUCCUCUCCGCAUUACAGUGUGAUGAGCGUGGUCUCACAUUUGCGGCUGUACACGACUCCUUCUGGACACACGCUUCUGAUGUUGAUGUUAUGAACGACGUGCUUCGGGAUAGUUUUAUUCGUAUACACAGCGAAGAUGUCAUCGGGCGCCUUGCAUCCGAAUUUGAGGCCCGAUACAAAGGUUCUCUCUAUCUAUCUAAGGUCGAACGAGGUAGUAAUCUUGGAAAAUUGAUUACUGCACUUCGCAAGAAGAGUAGAUUGAGUUUGAAAGAUGAACUCCUCCAGGAGCGAGAGAGAAUGCGAUUAUUAGCAUCCUCAGACCCCGAGGAGGUCAAGAAAGGCCAGGAAAUGCAGACGCCCGCUAGCAUCUUCGAAGAGUUGUCGGCCCCUCAGCCCUUAUCCAGUGCGGAAGAUAUGGAAGGCAUGACAUUAGGCGACAUUCCCGAUGUAAACGAGAUACUAGCCAACACAAUGCAAACAGUCGACGAAAACGACCAGGACGAUUUAGCACUAGCUUCAGAACCCGUCAAGGCCAAGGCCAAUAAAGCUACCGAGUCGGACACGAAUUCCCGGACGGCAGAGGCGAUGGAGCAGUUGCAAAAUGGGGUAAACGUGAGCCGUUUCGAAUUAGAGCUCAGCAGUAGCAGUCAAAAAGCAGCUAAAGCAAAGGCCAAGCCUAAACCUACAAUGAUCAACGUGUGGCUUCCACUUACUUUCCCCGAGGUCCCUAAAAAGGGCGAUUUCGAUGUCUCACGACUUAGGAAUAGCCAGUACUUCUUCUCGUGAGCUCGGGUGGGCUUGGUUGAGCUCGGUAAGGAGCCCGAGGUUUUACGAUGGCUCGAAAGUCGGUGGCGUUAUGGUUAUGUUUAUUACAUUAUAUGAGCGAAUGCAUCAUGGGGCGUUUGGUGAUAAAAAAGUGCUUAGUAGCGCAUAGCGGAUGACUGGGAACAUAGAGGCAUUAUAUUGUAUAUACGAGGCUCUUGUAUCAAUCUGUAUAGUACACGGGAGGAGGUAGUCUUGGAGAAUGGACUAGGGAACAAGUUAGGGACGGAUGGGAACAAAGCGAGAGUCAUCCACUCCAAUGGUGUACAAAUUUAGCAGCAGUCAAUCUGAAAAUAUUGGAUAUUGUCAA